AAGAGGGGGCUGAGAUUGGGGGGGGGGAGCGGUGGUUAGCGAGGAGCGCUGACGCGCGCGCCUUGUGGGGGCGGCCGCUGCCUCUCCUCCCCCUCCCUCUACUGCUCUGGAGGGCGAGCGCCGGCUUCAUGCCUCUGAGGCGAAGCUGAAGCCGGAGGCUCCUUCUCCUGCCGACCUCCUCCCCCCUUCCUCUCCGCUCGGGGCGUUGGGUUUUGAGCGGGCGGACACCUCAGCACAGCGCCAGGCUGCCGCCCUCUCGGCCAGGGGUCGCUCCUUUCCCUGAGGGAGGGCGCCAGGCGGUUUCUCUUGCUUCGCUCCGUUGGCGCCGUCGGACGUGAGGGGCGCCCUCUUCUUCCUCCUCCUCGGGAGCUUUUCGCCGGCAGCCAAGGAGGUUCGGCCACAUGUGGGCAGCGCCAGCCCUCCUCCCGCUUCCCUUCCUUUCCCUCCUCCUCCUCCUCUCUCCUCUGCAACCAUUAUUACACCUGUGAAUGGAGGGAAGAAGCGAAGCCGUCGCCUGAAGCUGAGGAGGAGGCGGCGGCCUUGACAGUCACACACACACACUCGGGUUAUCUUUUUGUGUGUUUUUGCCCUCCGACCCUUUUCUCCUCGGCGGAGGAGCAGUCGGAGAGCUCCUCGUGGCCAGCCGCGGCAAUGUGAGGCAGCCCUCCUGCGCGCGCGCCCUUGUGGAGUCUCGCUCCUGCGCGCCGCUCCGGCAGAUGCGCCGGGGAAAGGGGGCUGGUUCGAGGCGCCCCCCCCCAUCCCCACCGAUUUAUUUGCAUCGCUGCCUCCGCGGCUGUAGUGGCGGCGCCGGCAGGACCCCCCCUUUCCCCCCCUUUCUUCGCACGCCGCCUCGGUCCUAAAGGAUUGACUGGAUGAAGAGCUUGCCUUUUGGGUGGUUGCCUUGGGGGACUGGCAAGCGGAGAGACUUCAGCUGACAAGUGUAUUAGGAAGACGAUACCUGUUGUGACUAGUUCCGGGUGAAGUGGCCGUCUGUCACAGCUGCUGAAGCAAGUAAAGUUCACAACUUAUUUCUACUCGAUAUUAGGAGCAAAAAAUGAUGGAAUCUCUGGUUCAGUGUUUGGAGAUGACAACCAAAAGGAAAAUUAUUGGUCGCCUGGUGCCAUGCCGAUGUUUUCGAGGGGAAGAAGAAAUUAUCUCAGUGCUCGAUUACUCCCACUGCAGCCUUCAGCAGGUGCCAAAGGAAGUUUUUAACUUUGAACGGACAUUGGAGGAGCUUUAUCUAGAUGCCAAUCAAAUUGAAGAGCUACCUAAGCAAUUAUUCAACUGUCAAGCUCUGCGUAAACUGAGUAUCCCAGACAAUGACCUUUCAAGCCUGCCAACCAGCAUUGCCAGUUUAGUGAAUCUCAAAGAACUUGACAUCAGUAAAAAUGGGAUCCAAGAUUUCCCAGAAAAUAUAAAGUGCUGUAAGUGUUUAACAAUAAUUGAAGCCAGUGUCAAUCCUAUUUCUAAGCUCCCAGAUGGCUUUACGCAGCUUUUAAACCUGACCCAGCUCUACCUAAAUGAUGCCUUUCUGGAAUUUCUUCCAGCUAAUUUUGGAAGACUUGUUAAAUUACGAAUAUUGGAAUUACGAGAGAAUCACUUGAAAACUCUACCAAAGUCAAUGCACAAACUGACACAGCUAGAGAGGCUUGACCUAGGCAAUAAUGAAUUUUCUGAGUUGCCUGAGGUUCUGGAACAGGUUCAAAAUCUAAAGGAAUUAUGGAUGGACAGUAAUUCACUUCAAACACUGCCUGGGCCUAUAGGAAGGUUAAAGCAGCUGGUGUACUUGGAUAUGUCAAAAAAUAGGAUAGAAAGUAUAGAUAUGGACAUAUCAGGAUGUGAAGCCCUGGAAGAUCUACUGUUGUCAUCCAACAUGCUACAACAACUGCCAGAUUCUAUAGGGCUCUUGAAAAGGCUUACAACUCUAAAAGUAGAUGACAAUCAACUCACAAUUCUCCCCAAUGCCAUUGGAAAUUUAUCUUUAUUAGAGGAAUUCGACUGCAGCUGUAAUGAACUAGAGUCUCUACCUCCCACCAUUGGCUACUUGCACAGUCUGCGGACACUAGCUGUAGAUGAAAAUUUCCUGCCUGAACUGCCUAGAGAAAUUGGAAGUUGUAAGAAUGUAACAGUUAUGUCUCUGCGCUCUAACAAACUGGAAUUUCUUCCUGAUGAGAUUGGACAAAUGCAGAAACUCAGAGUCUUAAACUUGAGUGACAACAGAUUGAAAAAUUUGCCUAUCACUUUUACAAAACUUAAAGAACUUGCAGCUUUGUGGCUUUCAGACAACCAGUCCAAGGCCCUUAUCCCUCUUCAGACUGAGGCACAUCCAGAAACAAAGCAAAGAGUGCUGACCAACUACAUGUUUCCUCAGCAACCUCGUGGUGAUGAAGAUUUCCAGUCUGACAGCGAUAGUUUUAAUCCUACUCUAUGGGAGGAGCAAAGACAGCAACGUAUGACUGUUGCCUUUGAAUUCGAAGAAAAAAAAGAAGAGGAGGAAAAUGCAGGAAAAGUUAAGGAAUAUUGCACUUUGGAAGGUUUUUAUCCCCAGCGGCAUGCUACUUCUGAGGUUGAAAUAAACUUAAAGCGCUAUCCAACUCCAUACCCAGAAGAUUUAAAGAAUAUGGUGAAAUCUGUUCAAAAUCUGGUGGGUAAACCUAGCCAUGGAAUGAGGCCUGAGAAUGCAACACCAACCGUCAGUGCAGAACAAGCUGUGAAAGACAAAUAUGAGCACAAGUGGCCAAUGACAGCAAAGGAUAUAUCCGUGGAGGACCCAUAUGUACAUGCUGUGAAUGAUAUGAGGAUAGGGGAACUUCGUCCCUCCAUGACUGAAGCACCAUUGUACCAACCUAAACUUGUCCUAUUGGGUAAAGAGAAAAAAGAAUCAACAGAUGAAUCUGAAGCAGAUAAAGUUCACUGCAUGAAUAACAGUGUUUCUUCAGGCACCUAUUCAGACUAUUCACCUUCACAGGCAUCUUCAGGGUCUUCUAACGCUCGUGUUAAAAUGGGGUCCUUGCAGACUACAGCUAAAGAUGCAGUGAAUAAUUCUUUGUGGGGUAACAGGCUUGUCCAAUCUUUUCCUCAACCUCUUGAAACAAAGCCAUUGCUCAGUCAACGGGAGUCUGCUCCAGCAGGAAACUUACAACAACAUAAUGAGAGGCGUCCAAUGAGUGACACCUUUGCUGACAGCUGGAAUGAUGGCUCUCACUAUGAUAACACGGGAUUUGUAGCAGAAGAGAGCACGGUGGAGAAUCCAAGCGCUAACCCCCUCUUAAGCUCUAAAUCGAGAAGCACAUCUGCUCACGGACGCAGGCCUUUAAUUAGGCAAGACAGGAUAGUUGGUAUCCCCCUAGAACUUGAACAGCCUACUCUCAGAAAUACACCUGAAUCAGAAGUGCCUCCAUCAAACCCUUGGCAGAACUGGACAAGAACCCCUAGCCCUUUUGAAGAUAGGACAGCCUUUCCUUCUAAGCUGGAGAGCACCCCUACCACCAGCCCUUUACCUGAAAGGAAGGAUCUUGUUAAAGAUUCCGCGGAAAUAGCUAGCACUUUUUCUCCAGGAACAGCGUGGGAGUAUCAUGAGUCAAAUGCUAACAGAAGUCUUGGUAAUGUGUUCUCGCAUAUUCACUGUCGCCCGGAUCCUUCUAAAAACGUCAUUUCUAUCAGCAAGAGCACAGAGAGGCUUUCGCCAAUGAUGAGGGACUUGAAAACGAAUAGGUUUAAGAAGUCACAAAGUAUAGAUGAGAUAGACAUUGGCGCAUAUAAAGUUUAUAAUAUACCACUAGAGAACUAUGCAGCUACUACGGACAAUGCCGGUAUGCAUGAGAGGCCAGAUAAAAUGAUGGGUCCAGAACAUGGAAUGUCUAGCAUGUCCCGUAGCCAGUCUGUGCCAAUGCUUGAUGAUGAGUUGCUGACCUAUGGAAGUGUUAAGGUGCAGCAGCAGCAAAAGCCUUCUGUAACUAAAAAAGUGUACCAGUUUGACCAAAGUUUUAAUCCUCAAGGAUCAGUGGAAGUGAAAGCCGAAAAGAGGAUUCCGCCACCUUUUCAACACACUCCAGAGUACAUUCCCCAGCAGACUAAAACUGUCUCAAAGGAUUUGGUUAGCCCAAGAGCCUACCGAGGGUAUCCACCCAUGGAGCACAUGUUUUCAUUCUCCCAGCCUUCUGUUAAUGAGGAGACUGUCAACACUCAGUACUCAAGUCAGGGAUCAAGGGCUGGGUUUUUGAGAAGAGCAGAUUCAUUGGCCAGUUCCACAGAUAUGUCAAUGUAUAGAAGAGUCAGUGAACCACACGAACUGCCUCAGAGCGAUAGGUAUAACAGACACCAGUAUAGAGGACCCAUGGAACGCCAAAGCAGCAUGCAAGUGUCUGAAUCCCAAUUCCUCAAAAGAAAUGGCAGGUAUGAAGAUGAACACCCUUCAUAUCAAGAAGUGAAAGCCCAAUCUGGAAGUUUUCCAGUUAAAAACCUUACUCAAAGGAGGCCAUUGUCUGCAAGAAGCUACAGUACAGAGAGUUAUGGUACCUCCCAAACCAGGCCAGUUUCAGCUAGGCCUACAAUGGCAGCUCUGUUGGAAAAGAUACCAUCAGACUAUAACUUGGGUAACUAUGGUGACAAGCCGUCAGAUAACACUGAUUUAAAGACAAGGCCUACCCCUGUGAAGGGAAAUGAGAGCUGUGGUAAAAUGCCCGCUGACUGGAGACAACAGCUACUUAGACAUAUAGAAGCUAGAAGGUUAGACAGGACUGCUGCUUAUAAGCACAACACUGUUAACCUUGGCAUGCUGCGCUCUGGAGGUUUGUCAGCAAUGCAUGCGGGCAGAAGCAUGACAUUAAACUUGCAGACUAAAUCUAAAUUUGAAAACCAAAUGCCUCAAGAGCUACCUCUACCGAAAACCCCAUCACAACAGAGCAGCAUUCUAGACAAUGGACAGGAAGAUGUUUCUGCUGGCGGCCAAUGGAAUCCAUAUCCCCUUGGAAGGCGAGAUGUGCCACCAGAAACUGUUGCUAAAAAGGCAGGUAGCCAUAUCCAGACACUGAUGGGAUCGCAAAGUCUCCAACAUCGAAGCCGAGAGCAGCCAUAUGAGAGCAACAUGAAUAAAGUGACCAUCCAGCAGUAUCAGCCACCACUGCCGAUCCAGAUCCCUUCUCAGAGCACUCGGGCACCACAAGCAGGGAGAUGUGUCAUUCAAACUAAAGGGCAGAGGAGUAUGGAUGGUUAUCCAGAACAGUUUUGUGUGAGGAUAGAAAAGAAUCCAGGCCUUGGAUUUAGUAUCAGUGGAGGAAUAAGUGGACAAGGAAAUCCAUUCAAACCUUCUGACAAGGGUAUCUUUGUUACUAGGGUUCAGCCUGAUGGACCAGCAUCCAACCUGCUCCAGCCUGGUGAUAAGAUUAUUCAAGCAAAUGGACACAGUUUUGUACAUAUGGAACAUGAAAAAGCUGUACUACUACUGAAGAGUUUCCAGAAUACAGUAGACCUAGUUAUUCAACGUGAGCUUACUAUCUAAAUAUUUUUUAUAAAUAGUAAAAUAUGUCUAGCCAGAUCUAAUGUUUAAUUAAAUAAAAAUUUAUAUACAUAUAUAUAUAUAAAUAAAUGAAUAUAUAUAUAUAUAUAUAUGGGGGGAAAUUGCCAAUUGCUGGACCAAUGGCAAACAUAGUGCCAAAUGUAUAAUAUAUGUUAGUACUGAUCAUUGGGAGGGAUAUCUAUAUAAAUGUAACUUCCAUGGGAUUACAUAUUAGUUCUCAUUGUAAGCCUCUGUGCGUUGGUACCAGCUUUUUUUCAAGAUGAUUUUUAAUUAUUUCUAGAUGUCAUGUAAUUUCAGAACACAGAAGCACACACAAGCUAUUUACAAAUUAUUCCGUCCAUCAAAAAACAGGCUGCAUGCACACCACACCUUUAAAAGACAUGACACCCACCUACCCCAAUAGCCUUGUGAGGGAUAAACUACAAUUCCCAGAAUACUCUGGGGGAAGCUAUGCCCUUUUAAGGUAGUGUGUGUACCCAGCCACAGCCUCAAAGUUCUUCAUGGCUUUAGAAAGAAAACUAUUUAAAACUGUAAUUCCCACAAAGUCUAAAGUCAAAUAUAAUGGAUUAUUAAAUAGUAUUUUUAUAGACACUUAAAAUGAAAUCUAUAUAAAAAUUAACCUGUAGUCCUAUAUCCACUUACCUGAGAAUGAAUUCCAUUGCACUUAAUGGGGCUUUCUUCUGAGGAGACAUUUAUAGAAUUGCACUUUAAAACUUUUGGGCCUGAUACAACUAAAUAUUUGUGCUAGCGGGAGACAGUAUAUGAGCUCUGCUAGUGCAACAGGGCUCCCCCCUAUUUCUGGCCACCCAAUCAGCUUGGGGGGGGCAGAGGAGAGGGAGAUCUUUCUGACUGGCAAGCAAAAAUGCUUGCACUGACAGAACAAACGUAAUGGUGAGACAUUGAAUUCCUCCCUUGGCCUUUUUAAAUUUCAUGGGUGGUGUUCCACUGUUUUGCUCAGAGUAGUAAUGUCUAAGUUAAUCAUUUUCAUUGAUUUCAAUGCAUCUAUUCUGAGUAAAACUUAACCGAAUAGCACCCAAUGCCUUACAGGAUUAAUUUAAGGUAUUCCCUGAGCUGGGAGAGGGUGUCACACACGCAAAACUGAGCUUCAGUGUGUAUACUAUUAUUUGAAAAGCUCAUCUCCUGCCCUUCAUAUGUCUUUGCAUCACUCAGGGUAGCUUGAAAUAAUACAACCAUAUAAACCAAUACAACAAAGACAGGCACAGCUGAUGAUGAUCAUGAUAAGAUGCACCACACAGCAGGCGUAAAUAUAUAGUGAGAUAUGAUAUAAUGAGGGAAUAUAAUGUGGGUAUGACCACAGAGGUGGAUUUUUUUGCCACUUCACAUCCUUUGCCACUUCACAAUAUUCAAUGUUCAGCCUGGAACAUGACAUGGAAGGGAGCCUUCAAAGCAAAUCUUAGGCAGCAGGCAACCUAGGAGGGGGAGAGAUGGUCCCUCAGGGAUCCUUUAGGGCAGUGAUGAGGAGGAACCUCUUUGGCCCUCAGAUUCUCCCUAGGCCACACACUGCCCAACUAGAAUGUUUCUCUGAGCUGUGCUAAGGCCUCUUGCUUGCCUGGAGAUAAAAACGUGGGUGCCUGGGUAAACCUCUGCCUUUCUCAUGGGUUUGCAUGGCUGGAAUGUAGUCUAGUGCACAAAAGUCUCACAUCCUUUGUUCAGCCCACCUGUCCUCCGGCCCCACCCGCCACUAACAUGUGGCCCCUGGAAGGUUGCCCAUGAGGUAAUGCAGCCCUCAGUUUGAAAAAGGUUUACCAUGUUUGCUGUUAGGGCUUCAAAGAUAAUUACCAGAACUUUGAAUUGUGUCCAGAAAGGAAUUAGCAAGAAGGGGAUGUGCUCUUUCUUACCACAAUCAUAGGGACGCGGGUGGCGCUUUGGUCUAAACCAGUGAGCCUAAGGCUUGCCGAUCGGAAGGUCGGCAAUUUGAAUCCCCAUGAAGGGGUGAGCUCCCGUUGCUCGGUCCCAGCUCCUGCCCACCUAGCAGUUCGAAAGCACGUCAAAGUACCUAAGGGUCAGGGGUACCUUUACCACAAUCAUGUGACAUGGUUUAGGGUUAUACAAAGAAUAGUCACAGCUAAUCUGAAUAUUUGUAACCUAAAAUGCACUCCUUCCAUGCCAUUUCCCAUGUUCCAAGCUCAGACCCUCCUAUUGCAAAAAUAUGCUCAGCUCAAAUUCUUAAUGAACAACAUGCUUUAUUUGAUGAAAUAUGUGUAGGAGGUAAUCCACAAGGUGACAGUUAAUGAAGGGGAAGAGUGUGCAAAUAUCUUAAUAUUAUCAAUAGAAGAACCAUUACUGUAGCUAAUUAAAGGUGGUUUAGCCCUAAUGUAAUUCAGUUCUCUUAGCACUUUACACAAGCAAUAACGUUUCUGAAUAUACAUUAUAAUUAAACUAUUUAAAAUAUUUAUAUGACACCUUCUCCUAGGUUCAAGACAGUUGGCAAUGAAAUAUAAAACCAUAAAAUAACUCAGGAUAGCCUUAUGACUAAACAGAAUGUGGUUUCAGCUCAACUGUUUUAUCAAAUCAGAUAAUGAUGACAGGUUGCUUAAUUAACAAGUGGGGAUAAAGUUGGAAGCCAGGGAGAUGGCCUGGGAAUCAUAUGUUCUUGCUCUUUGUUUCGUAGCAAGAAUGGAGAAUAAGAUGUUAUUUCUUUUGCAUGCUGUGGGCCUGUAGUGAUCUUUGAAUCCCAGAUCAAUGAUCUAAAACUUCAAAUGCUAUGAAACUUACUAGUCCUCCUAUCCAGAUGGGGAUCCUAUGUUUUAAAAUUCAUUUGUUUUCAUUUUUGAUAAUGAUUUAAAAAUACAGUGAAAUCCAAAAGUUGACAUUUAUUCUACACUUCUUUAGAAUUUGACUCUGCUGCAUUGGUUGCCAUGGCACCAGUUCCGUUAGCAACAGUUCUUAAAGGUUUAUUUACCAACUCUCACAUUAGAGCUACACUGUAAGUAAAAUAAAGGGAAAGGCUGACAUUCCUUCAAUUCAGCACAACAGCUGUUCAGGAAAACAUAAUGUGUAUGGAGCAUCACUACAUGGAGGCAGUGACACAAGCUUGUUAUGUAUCUAUGCAGGCAGGCAGAACAUACACUUGUGAGGAAAAACUCAAAGUAUUUGUUUAAAACGGUAGAUGGCAAGAGUCAUGUGCUUUUCUCCCGUAAGAGGGGGCCCCAAUGCCUCUUGCAGUAUAGACGUCUGCUCUUACAAUUGCAUGCAUUAAUAAAUUCAAAAGCUUCUUGGUUUGGAACCAUUGUUCUUACCUAUAUGCAAAUUUUAAUUUAUAUAUGAGCUAUAACACAUGACCACCAGAUAACUCAGGCAACCACCAUAAUUAAGACUCAAAGUCAUGUGUUCUGCUUAUAGCCACGUGCUGCAGCAAUUGCAGAAACCCUAUGACUACAAAUAUAGGUAGUCAAAAUGUAACUUCUGCCGUUACUGGGUUUGCCACUACACUAAUCUCUUUCUUCCCUCAUGGAACUCAAGUCAGCAUACAUCUUGUUUCCAUGUGAUCUCCCAUCAAAGCAUCACACGCUUUUUCAGUGAUGAUGCUUCCAUUUUGGAACCAACACCACCCCUCCAUGAUACCUAAAUCUUGUUAAGUUUUAGAUAUCUGGUAAUUCACACAGGCACAUAGCAAGAUCUGAUGCCAGUAUUGUUAUUUUUAGGUGGCUGGCUCUAUGCCUCAUUUUAGUAACUGUAUUGUGAAUUUGAAACUGUUUUGUUGUAACUCGCCCAGAAAUUGCUGUGCAGUGAGACUAGAUGAGAAAUGUUUCCCAAAAAAGGGCAGACUUCUUAGCUACACUGGUUGCAUCAAGUCCCUCUGGAUGGUGCCCUGUGUGACCGGUGCCGUUUCUUCUAGAAAAAGAGAUACUGGAACUCACCAUGAACGCCUCCUUUCUUCUCUUAUGAUGGCAAUGGCACCCACCUGAGAGGUGCCAGAGCUGAGUUCCAGUGAGUUCUGGCUGGAAAAAAAGCCCUGCUUGUGACCAAUUUAUAAAUAAAAGAUGGAACAGUAGUUAAUUUAAAAACAAAAACCUAUUAUAAACCUUGUGCCUAGGAUAUCUGGAAUGAAAGCUAUGUUCCACAAAGGAUAGUGUUCUUUAUCCUACCACUCUCUGCUUCCUUUUCUUGCAGCAGCAGUGCCUACCCAUUUACCAAACUAAAACCAGUAGUUUCAGCGUUGUACAGAGCUAACUUGUGAGUGUACUGAGUUCUGUGUCUGACUGCAAUACAUGCCUCUCUAAGAAAUAAUCAUGCAAAUCACAGAAAUAUAAGCAAAAUGCUAAUCCCUGCUAAUGUUCAGAAUGUAUCAUUGUCAACAGCAACAGUGUUUAGUAACAUUGAUUCGGUUUUUCCAUGUUUACAGCUUUCAUGUACUUUUGGGGCAAAAUUAAGAUGGAACUCAAAUAGUGACUUACACUUUCACAAAACAUUUUUUCUUCCUUUAGGAAUUGCUGUUGAAUAUUUUCAGUUCCAUUUUUUCCUUUGCUCAUGGUCUUCAUUAUUGCAUUGUGUUCUAAGUAUGAGAUAAGAAUAAAAUCUAUUUCUAAACCAGUAAUUUGGAUUGGAUUCACAUGUAGUGAAGGUGGGUUAAUGAACGACAGUUUUUGCUAUGCCCAACAACAAUGGUAGUCAUAUAAGCGCAGCCCAAUACUGACACCCAAAGGCAAAGCCUAGUUUUCCUCAGCACACACAUUUUUAAUAGCCAGAUUUCUAACGCUCUAUACAAUAGCAGAAUUUUAACUCAGACUUUUAGAAUGAGUCGUCCUUACUAGUCUUUUUGAACUUUUCAGAUGCGCAUUAAGUCAAACACAAAACAUGUAUAAUACACACCAUUUACUCCAUCUAGAAUUUUCAUGCCCUCUUGUAAAAGCUUUUAUUCUUAACAUCAAGAAGCCACACCAGUUCAGCACAAGAGGCUGAAUUUUUAUAAACUGGGGCCUUUCCUGCCUCUUUGCUAGCUUAGGUGGCUUAACACUGGGCAAGACAAAGACUUAUUAAGUUACAUUUUUCUACUUGUCAGUACUGUAAUCAAGUCAAAAACAACUUACUUUAUUACAAAUUUUACCAUUUUAUAAAACACAUGUUUAAUUAUAGAGAUAGCUGUAUUGUAAUUAAUAUUUUGAGAAAAUUGUGAUUUUGAGCUUAAAUUAUAUACAGAACUGUCAUUUUUGUAUGUGUUACAAAGAUUGCUAUAUGAAGAACUGUACUUUUCAGUUUAAUUACAAUAUCAUUGUAAAUAUGGCUGAAUGAAGAACCACUUACUACUCUAUGAACAUAGAUUGUGAAUGUAUUUCAAUGUCUUUGCAGUAUACAGAUUUACUGAACUUGGAAGCUGCUUCAUUUUACGUGCAAAAAGGUACUUUAAAGCUAUAUUUUAAAUCUAUUGAUUCAGUGAAAUCAAUUAUCUUUCAUUUGCACAUGCAGGUGGUAUCGCUCCCAUUUUAAUUUGUGUAUUGACACUAACUGGUAAGGUGCAUAUUGUGUCUAAAAUGCAUUUUGCAGAUGCUUUCUGUACAUAAAAAGAAUACAGGGACUCAAACAAUGCUGUGCAGCGUAUAGCAGAGCCAUUUUCGGCUUUGAUGUACUCAACCUUUUUCAGUAUUAAAAAAAGUGUUUUGAAUAAUAUAUUUAAAAGUCUAUUGUAUAAAUAAAGGCACCUUAUUGUAAGUA
This is a messenger RNA of Podarcis muralis (Common wall lizard), 11191 nucleotides long. The record is from RefSeq and is a predicted model, not a curated record. Lineage: Eukaryota; Metazoa; Chordata; Lepidosauria; Squamata; Lacertidae.